CAAAUUUAUAAAAAAUUAAUAUAGGCCAAGAAUAUGGCAUUCAUCAAAUUUAAUUUGUGCCUUGUGGCUAUUUGAAAAGGCGCGAAGGUAGGAGUUAUAAAUAAACUACAUAUAGGAUGUUAUAACGAAAAUUAUAAAUUUGACCAAGAGUAUAAUCCAUAAAGAAUGUGAAACAUAAAAAUCAGGCAAGACUUUCUUUCUCCUUCCUAAAUACAAUGAAUUGCCAAGUAUUUCAUGAAAUUACAAAUUGUACAACUUAUGAUCAAGCCUUAACAGUUUCUCUUGAUCUAAAAUAUAACUUAUCUAAUGAGUCUGUAAAAACAAUAAGUGGUGAAAAUGUUAUUGAAUCUAUAAAAAAGUUAAAUGACGAAAAUGUCAUUUUUAUGGAAUCAGCACAAAACGAUAAUUCACAAAAUCAUUCUCAGGAUACUGAAUACACCCAUGAUGAUGUAUCUGAUAGACAUUCUCCAAUUGAUCCAAAGAGGGAACAUUCUGGCCUUGUUUUUAUGAUAAAAGAGUCUGGAGAUGUCUUAAUGAAAGAAUUGUCAAAUGAUGACUCAAUGAUAGAGCAGUCUGAGGAAGUUUCAGAUGAAGACUCCAUGAAAGAGCAUUCUGAGGAAGUUUUAAUGAAGGAACAGUCAGAUGAUGACUCAAUUAUGGAGCAGUCUGAGGAUGUCUUAUUGAUGGAACACUGUCAAGAUGCCUUACCCCUGCAUUGCUUUGAAAGCUCUCCUUUCUCUAAGCAAAGUAAUGAUGAUUUUCCGGGUGGUUCAGUGCAAGCAGGACUGUCUGAAAAUUUGAAAGAUGCACAUAUACCAAUGAAGUUAAAUGUAACUGCAUCGUAUGAGGAAAUUUAUAAACUUCAACCUCUUAAAGUAAGAUGUCUACAACCACUUAAGAAUCUUAGGAAAAAGUGUGAUAAGAUGGGUUUAAUAUUUUGUACUGCUGACUCAAGUAUAAAUGAAACUGCUUUACGCUUUGACUACAUGAUUCAAAAUUGUUCGGUAGAAGGUCUGUAUCCUUAUGAAAACUUGAAACAAUUAUGCGAAAAACUGAAUUUGAAAUUUCAAAAUGGAAACACUCAAUUGAUAAAGAGAAAAGUAGAUCUUAUCCUUGGGCAUAAGUAUAAAAAUGGCACUAUAUUUUAUUUGGUUAAAUGGAAAAGAUUGACUUCAAAGCGUAAUAGUUGGGUAUCGGAGAGGUUUCUGUUCCCUGAAUACAGAAGCUUAGUUAGUUAUUACAAAGUUGUUAGCCAUUUACAUUCAGGCUUAAAUCAAGAGAUGAUUAAGCACUUUUACUAUGAGCUAAUAAAUCGUCGACCUUAUGACAGUUUGUCUCUGAUUAAAGUGUGUGCUCUACUAUUCAACACUUCUGAAGACUUUAUGAACGAGUUAUCUUUUACCUACUCAGAAUUGAAGGACAAAAGUAAAUUAAUCCUUACCUAUCCAGUUAAAAAAUUGAAUAAAAUUCAGAAUCAAUUAUUAGACAUUAUGCAGUUUUCAGAGCGUAGAAAACGAGUUUUGAUUAACCUAAACGAAUGGGAGAAAGAUAUUAACAGUUUUAAUCCAGCGACAUACAUUGAAGUUCAAAAUCACGUAGACUUAGAAAUCGCUCCCACAAAUUUUCAAUUUAUUCAUGAUUAUGUUAGAAGCCAAGAAAUUGUAGAAGAGCCAAUAUGUUUCUGUGAAUGUGAAAAUUGCUUCGAUAAUAGAAAAAAUUGUUGCCCUCAUGAUUCUGAUGGUGCAUUUCCCUAUACUCGUUAUCGCAGGUUGAAUCUUCUGCCUGGUUAUCCCAUUUAUGAAUGUAACAAACGAUGUAAAUGUAGCAGUGAUUGUAUUAAUAGAGUUGUUCAGCAUGGUCAAAAAGUAAAAGUUGCUAUCUUUAGAACCUCGAAUGGUUGUGGCUGGGGUUUAAAAACGUUAGAAACUAUUCAGAAAGAUCAAUUUGUUCUAGAAUAUCUUGGUGAAAUUAUAACAUCAGAGGAAGCAGAAGCAAGAGGUGAACUUUAUGAUUUUAUAGGGCGAACAUACCUUUUUGACUUAGAUUAUGGAGAAGGUAAUUGCCUUUACACAGUUGAUGCUGGGCAUAUGGGAAAUGCUGGGCAUUUUAUUAAUCAUUCGUGUGAUCCAAAUCUUCAUGUAUUUGCAGUGUGGAUCAAUAAUCCAGAUCCAAAUUUGCCUAGAUUAGCGUUGUUUGCUAAAAGAAAAAUCAAUCGUGGGGAAGAGUUAACAUUUGAUUAUAAAAUGGUGAAAAAUAGAGAUGGAUUUGGUGUUGGUAGUUCACCUCCUGUAGGUGUAGAAUGCAAAUGCAAAUCUAAAAAUUGUAGAAAAUACCUCUUUUGACAUUCAACUGUAUUUUAGUGGUUUAAAAAAUUGGUUUAUUUUCUUAAUAAAUCCAAUUACUAAUUCAGAUUUGAAUUAGUUGUGGUGUAUAUAUUUAUUUGAAUACUCUCAAUUAUAUCUCUUAAUUCAAUGACUUUUAUCCUAUAUUACUUAUGAAAGAUCAUUGUUUUAAAUAUAUUUCAAUAAAAAGUCUAACUGCGA
This is a messenger RNA of Parasteatoda tepidariorum (common house spider), 2543 nucleotides long. It is a transcript of the gene Su(var)3-9, whose product is annotated as Suppressor of variegation 3-9. The record is from RefSeq and is a predicted model, not a curated record. NCBI's taxonomy places the organism in Eukaryota, Metazoa, Arthropoda, Arachnida, Araneae, Theridiidae. Gene Ontology annotation, molecular function: histone H3K9 methyltransferase activity; protein binding; zinc ion binding. Gene Ontology annotation, cellular component: nucleus.